AUGGAAAAAAAUGAAUACGCACUUGAUUAUAUUCUUCAAGCAGAAUAUAAUCUUCUACGAAAACAAUUUAUACCUGGUAUUAUUGUUAUUCCAUCUGGAAAAUCAAAUUUAAUAUGGAAUGGUGUUCAUUUUGUUUCACAAGGUCCGUACGAAGGUGGUGUUUUCCGUUUUUCAAUAAUUAUACCACCUACAUUUCCUGAUGGCGACUGUCCAAAAGUUAUUUUUAUGUCAUCAAUAUAUCAUCCGCAAAUCAAUGUAGAUACAGGUGAACUCGAUAUUAAACGAUAUUUUCCAGUAUGGAAACGUAAUGGACAUCAUCUUUGGCAAGUAUUACGUUAUAUUCGACGUAUUUUUCAAAAAAUAGAAACAACAAAUUCCGUCAAUGUCGACGCAGCUAAUUUAUAUGAACAAGAUCCAGGAAUUUUUCUUUCAAAAAUAUCUGAAUGUGUCAAUCAAUCAAAAGAUAACCUUUAUACUCCUGAACCAUCAACUACAGACGAUCCACAUGCUAUACUAUUUACUCCAUGGAGUGAUAAAUUACAAAAUGUUCGGCAACUUCUAUUAACUGGAAAAAAGGUAAAUAAAUCUAAUUGUUCUAUUUCGUAUAUUAUCUUCCAUUUAAUCAGAAAACAUUUUCUAAUACUGAUACCAAUCAAAAGGAGGAUAGCACUUCAUAAAGCAUUUGAUAAUAUUCAUGGUUUAUCAUGGAUGAAACCAGGUGUUUAUCAAAUAUUAACUCGAGAAGAUACAUUACCAAGUCAUCAAAAUUAA
This is a messenger RNA of Adineta steineri, 771 nucleotides long. Lineage: Eukaryota; Metazoa; Rotifera; Eurotatoria; Adinetida; Adinetidae. The record is from the annotation of a GenBank genome assembly.